This is a messenger RNA of Aspergillus glaucus CBS 516.65, 687 nucleotides long. RefSeq lists its product as uncharacterized. The transcript has 6 exons. Bases 1 to 687 code for a protein of 228 amino acids. The record is from RefSeq and is a predicted model, not a curated record. NCBI's taxonomy places the organism in Eukaryota, Fungi, Ascomycota, Eurotiomycetes, Eurotiales, Aspergillaceae.
AUGUACACCCUCGACUACCACAUGAACUUCACCGACAAAAUUAUCGCCACCGGAGACAAACGCUACGUCGUCGAAGAGCAGCUAAACGAAGUCAUCAACCCCCAGCUCGCCCAAUGCCACGUCCUAACUCUAGCAUACGACAUGGAAACUUCGAAUCCGGUUAUGAUAAAGAUUCGCUACGACCUAAACCCUUCACCCUUCGACAUCUCCAACCCCUCAAGCCACAGAGAGAUAAUCGAUGAAGACUUCCUUGACGAAGUCAAAGGUAUCUGGUACCUUAGCCUGCUCGGCCAUGGACCACGGUAUAUCACGCAUGUCACUGUCGGUGCGGGGCCGGAGUUCCCGUCUCUUGAGGGACAGGGUUCCGGGGGGGAAUUGGAUGUUAUUCGGGGGAGGUUGUCUUAUGGGCAGGUUGAGAGUAUUGGAGUGCAGCUUGGGUAUAUUCUUGAGAAACUGGGACGGAUGAACAUUCUCUUGUACGAGCAGGAUCCGAAUUGCCUACGGUUUGAUGUCGCGAAUGACAAACUGUACUUCACCGACCUAUCUUACAUGUGCUUCGGCCAUCCCAAGGAUACCAGUGCCAAAAGACCGACGAACUGGUCCGGCGGCAUCCAGGAAUGGGCUGUGGACCGGGACAGGAAGGUGGGGAUGUUGAGGUUGGACGAAAAGGGUGUUUUUUGUUAUUGA